Molecule: messenger RNA, 4150 nt
Organism: Engraulis encrasicolus (European anchovy)
Lineage: Eukaryota; Metazoa; Chordata; Actinopteri; Clupeiformes; Engraulidae
Gene: tox4b
Product: TOX high mobility group box family member 4 b
Exons: 12
Coding region: 1517-3673 (718 amino acids)
Biological process (GO): regulation of transcription by RNA polymerase II
Cellular component (GO): nucleus
Molecular function (GO): chromatin DNA binding
Source: RefSeq, a predicted model, not a curated record
UUAAUGUAUUACUGUACUUAAGUGGUAUAACUAUUGAGGUUUGUACAUUAUUACGAUCACAACUUGGAAUAAUGUUAUCUAAUAAAUGUAGUUUCAUUCAUUACACCUCAUUUCAGUUUUCUUGGGUACCAAUGCAGAUCGCAUUAUUUAAAUUCAGACUUGAUGUUUAGACACCUAGUGCUAAGUCAACCUGAUAGGCACGGAGUUUUAAAUAGUUGGUUCGUCGUAUGAAUUAUAAGCAGAACAGUGUAUUGGCCAUUGUGUAGAGGAUUUUGUAUCAGAUGUGUCAAACUGUGCAAUGCAUUGUUAGGGUUGAACGUUGGCAACGUACAUGCAAUUUACAGAUGGGUAAUCUAAACCAUUCCUAGUGUAUAGUACUAUUUUACCCACUGUACUCUGAAAUGCUCAAGUUUCGUAUUUCAGGGGGCGGUGUAUGGGUUUCAUGCCAGGCCUUGAGUGGACUAAACCAUGAAGUGACAGGGGGGAUGAAAGUCGAUUGCCUAGUGUAUUUUCUGUCGUCGUUGGCUCCUUUGUGUGCUUUAUAUUAUUUCAAGAUUCGUUACGGUUUGCAUUUAUGGCAGAUGUCUGCUACUUUGCAAAGGGGGUGCAUAUAUGAGAGUGGAGUAAUUGCCAAAUAUACCCCCAUAAGACGCGUCCAAGCCCGCAUCCAUAGCACGGACACGAUUUGGGGCGCGCGCCACGGUUCUUUCGCUUCUACCGCUGGAAAACCUUUGGGAUUCGACUGGACUAAUAGGCAUUUUUUCCUUUCUGCAUACCAUUGGAGUUGGGAAAGAUUUUGUUAGUGGUGUACUCGGCAGUCAUUGAAAAAAAAGAGCGUAAUUGUCGGUCUUGGAUGAACGUUGUCUGUGGCUGUAGCACCAUUUUCCAUGCGGAUGUCAUUCAAAUUGGAGUAGGUUGCAGUGGUGGUAACGUUGAAAAUAACAGUAGCUUCGGCUGUACCGUUACCUUAUUUGCAUACCGGCAAGCUUCAUUUUUGUCGUUCCUUCAAUACUAUUGGGCUUAUCGGUGUUUGCUGCAAGAAGCGAAGAGGACCUUCUCCUCAAAAUUCUGGUAACGGGAAUCCGAGCUAGUAGGCUAACCAGGCACCCCAAAGCUAACCAUUCUGCAGUGUGCGUCAGGUAUGGUUGCGAGGAGAAACUUAACGGGUGGGACAUGUUAUUUUCGGUGCAGCUGACGCCUUGUUCGUGCUUGAUACUAAGCAAAACCAUGUGUCAUUUGAUAAUGCCGCGUCGCAUAGUGUGCUGCCAAGUCAACCAUUGCUGAUAAGAGAAAAAAAGCUGUCAACGUGUGCGUGACCCACUCUGGACAAUGUCAGUCGCCUCCUCCUGGAUCCACCAAUGUCUGGGUCAUUGAUUGCAGUGCGAGCUCUAAAUGGACACACUGACUGACUUUUUAUUACACCUGCAACGUUAACCUCACACCGGUUAUCAAAAUCCCCUCCCCUCUCAGGUCCGUCACGCAAGCCCCUUUUUUCAGUAAGCGCCAGUGUAACGACAUGGACCUGAAUUUUUACGCGGACCUUUCUGAGGACUCCGGACAACCCGGCGACCAAGAGUUCCUUGACUCGCAGGCUUUUAACGGAUUUGACACCGUCGUCAGUAAGUUUCCCGGAGGGGGUGAUAACUACCUGGCGAUCUCAAGCGAUGGCCACCAUCCUUUCCUCUCUUCCUCGGAGACCUUCCAUACUCCCAGCCUGGGAGAUGAGGAGUUUGAGAUCCCGCCCAUCUCGCUGGACCCCGACUCGGCGCUCAGCGUCUCGGACUUUGGCGAGCUGUCGGACGGCGGCCCCUCGGGCGGAGUGGGGGUCGUCCCCGGCAACGCCGUCGUUGGGGGUGACGACCCCUCGUUCGCCUCCACCUUCGUGAACCCGCCCUCGCAGGGGCUCGACCACCUCAGCCUGGGGGUCAUGGGCCAGCAGGGGGCCGGCACCCUGCUGGAGUCCUCCCUGACCAUGGACCUGGGCCACUCGGUGGGCUCGCAGUUCAGCAGCUCCUCCCCCGUCACCAUAGACGUCAUGAACGACAUGAACCACGGCCUGCUGGGCCACAACCAGCUGACCACCAUCGACCAAUCGGAGCUGAGCGCGCAGCUGGGGCUGAUGGUGGGGGGCGGGGCCAUGCUGGGGGGAGGUCACCGCUCUCAGUCGCCCGACCAGCAGCUCUCCGCCAACGACUCGCCAGCGGACUCGUUACAGGACGACGACAUGGACGACUUCCACCAGCGCGUUCAGAACAGAGGCCACGGAGUGACCCGGCCGCUGAAAUUCGCAGUGCCUGCUAUGCCAAAGACGCUGAAAGCUCAGCCGCAAUACUGGAGGGUGCUGGUGGACUCCCCGGUGUCCCUCUCCGUAUCGCCGGCUGUCAUCUCCCUCAGCCCCUCGCUCUCCGACUCCCCCGUGGCCCCUGCCGCGGCCGCCGCUGCUGUUGGCGGGGGCCCCUCAGGUGUGGGGGCCGGCGGGGCCAAACGGGGGCCUAGGGCCGGGGGCAAGAAGGCAAAGAAGCCCCCCAAGGACCCCAACGAGCCCCAGAAGCCUGUGUCGGCCUACGCACUCUUCUUCCGCGACACGCAGGCGGCCAUCAAGGGCCAGAACCCCAACGCCUCCUUUGGUGAGGUGUCCAAGAUCGUGGCCUCCAUGUGGGACAGUUUAGGAGAGGAGCAAAAACAGGUGUACAAGAGGAAAACGGAAAUGGCGAAAAAGGAGUACCUGAAGGCACUAGCGGCUUACAGAGCCAAUCAGAUUUCACAGCCGGCCAUCGAGGUGAUGGACAGCGCUCCGUCGCCGCCCAUGGCCGCCGAGCCCUCCCCCCCACCCUCUUCCGCUGUUGGCGUGACCCGGGCCACCCGCGGGCCCCACAUCGUUACCGACGUCACCAACACCAACACCAUCACCAACAUCUGCAUCUCCAACAUCAUCGGCGACCAGCAGGGGGGGCGCUCGCGCACCACACGCUCCCAGACGGGCACCCUCAAGCCUCCGCUGGUGCCCCAGGAGAUCUCCCCGCCGACCACCCCCCAGCCCGCCACCACCACUACCACCGCCACCGCCAGGCAUCCUCCGCCCAUGCAGCAGAUGCAGCAGAAGCCCACGCCGCCGCCCCCUCGCCUCCAGCAGGCCCCGCCCCCACUGCAGGCCAAGCCCCGCGCCAACGCCACCCUCACCGGGGCACUGGCCACCGUCAUCUCCGCCUCGGCUCUGGCCAACGCGCCCCCGCCUCCACUGCAGAUCAAGAUCGUGCCGGCGCUGCUGCAGACGGACACCCCCAUCAUCGUUGCCGCGGGAAACACUGUCUCCGGGGGAGCGACGCUUACCGCCCAGCAGCACCAGACCGCCCCCUCCGCUACCGCCAACAGCAGCAGCUCUCCGUCGCCCUCUAUGGCCAUGGAGGUGACACAGGCGGCAGCCAUCGUCACGGCGUGCUCGCCCUCACCAGCGGAAGAGAUGGAGGUGGAGCUGAACGUGUCCCCAGGGCCAGACGUGGCCACCGCCAGCGCCCCCAGAUUGUGUGUGCGAAUGGGCUGCACCAAUACUGCCAUCGAGAGCAAAGACUGGGACUUUGAGUACUGCAGCAACGAAUGCGUGGCUAGCCAUUGCCGGGAGGAGUUUAUGGCCUGGUGUGCUUUUCGCAGACAGAAGUCUACCAUGGUCACAUAGAUGUCAAAGCCUGGAGUGAGUGAGUGUGUGUGUGUGUGUGUGUGCGUGCGUGCGUGCGUGCGUGCGUGCGUGCGUGCGUGCGUGCGUGCGUGCGUGCGUGCGUGCGUGCGUGUGUGCGUGCGUGCGUGCGUGCGUGCGUGUGUGUUGCGGGUCCGAAUGGGAAUAUUUCAAGAUGGCAUCAUUCCCAGUGGUGGUCUGCAUUUUUUUCCUGUGGAAUUUGGAGUGCUCUAGCGCCGUGCAGUGGACUAAAAGUAGUAGUUCAGGUGUUUUAUCCAUCAGUAUUUUUCUGUUUUGUGAAAUUUCAAGACUCUUGUCUCUUUUGUUGUUGUUGUUCUGCUAUUUUGUCCCCUCUAAACACUAAAACCAGAAAGUGGGUGUUCUGUGGCAUCAUGGCUUUUGUAACAUGCAGUGCACACUCUUGCGUGUGCACAUGAACGAACAUUUCCACAACCCCUAAUGCAUACAUGGAUACACAUG